Molecule: messenger RNA, 1209 nt
Organism: Penicillium alfredii
Lineage: Eukaryota; Fungi; Ascomycota; Eurotiomycetes; Eurotiales; Aspergillaceae
Exons: 2
Coding region: 1-1209 (402 amino acids)
Source: RefSeq, a predicted model, not a curated record
AUGGCCGAUCCAGUUCCUGAAAUGGAUGAGUUUGCGCAGACCCGAGGCGCUGAUGACCUGUUCGACGAUGAGAUCAUCCCCGUCCCCGCGGAGGAGCAGCAAGUACCGCAAGAGGUAAUCGCACCGGAGCCAGAGCCUGUACCACAGAAGGAAGUGCUUGAGAAGACGGCUGUUGAGCAGCAUAUUCCGCGUGGGGAGACUCCGCAGCGGGGCCGUGGAGACCGAGGUCGAGGCCGGGGUCGAAACCGCGGACGAGGUGGUGGACGUGGUGAGCGGGAUUCGCAUGCCGCUGAUCAGAAGCGCUCUGAGAGUACCGCGCGGAGCGGGACUCCGGCAAGUGUUAGUGAGCUCGACGCUGGGCGAGAGGCCGGAGCGGCUACACCUGAGAAACCUCAGGACGGUGCCAAGGAGAAGCCCGGCCAGGACGACAACGCUGCGGGCGAAAUCUUGAUUGCCAAUGGUGCUGAGCCCCAACAUGUUCCUGCCGUUCGUGGGGACCGCAGUGCUACUGGCGGUGUAAGAAAGCCGAAACUCACGGAGGAAGAGCUCUCCCAGCGUAUCGCAGCCGCCAAAGAGAACGCUGCUAAGAAGGCUGCGGCCCACGCGCGGGCUGAGGCUGACCAGGCCUCAUUUAUGGAACGAGAAAAGGCGGCCGCUGUGAAGCGCCGCCAGGAACUUGCAAACCGGCGAGUUAUGAACAAUGAGCGCGAGCAGAAUCGACAGCGAAAGCUCAACGCCUUGACGGGUCGGGAAUGGGACUCCCAGAAGCGUGAAGAAGACUACAACCCACGCAGUCGUGGAAGCGAGUUCCGCCGGGGCAUGCACGGCGCAGUUUCCGGACACACUCGACGGGACUUUGACGACGGCCGCUCAGACGAAUAUGCUGGCAGUCGCAGCCUGCGGGGUCGUGGACGCGGUCGAGGUGGCCGAGGCCGUCGCUCAACCCAUAGCCCGCGAGGCGAACGAUCGUCUUCCAAUGACCCAUCGAAUAGAAUUGACGUCAAACCCACUGCACCGGGGCUAAAGGAUGAAAACGAAUUUCCCGCUCUCCCCGAAGGACCCCGGAAGGCCGAAACGGCUGAGAGGAAUGACAACCCCGAGAAGCCCGAGAAGACCACCUUGAACACGAAGGCGUUGCCUUCGCUGGACAAUCUCGAGUCGUCUUUUUCUCCUGCUUCUGGUACCUGGGCCGACCAGGUUGAGGAAUAG